AUGGGGUUGGGGGUAUUUGCGGCGGAGCCGCCGGUUUGUGGAGUCAAGGAAACUUGGGGUCAUUAUCAAUUGAAUGUGAACAACGCUUUUUUACAUGGGGAUCUACACGAAGAGCUUUAUAUGAAAUUUCCAGCUGACCUAGACCACCCUGCUCCUAAUUUGGUUUGUCGCCUGACGAAAUCUCUUUAUGGGCUUCGUCAAGCUUCUAGUUUUACUCACUCCUUAAACGACUACUCUCUCUUCUACGAGAAGAAUGGUGAUUCUGUCUCUUUGGUGGCUGUUUAUGUGGACGAUAUCUUACUCACAGAUAACAACAUUCAGGAGCUCAAUGAUUUAAAACAUUUUCUAGAUCAGGAGUUUGAGAUAAAGGACUUGGGGAACUUAUCUUAUUUUUUGGGCAUGGAAGUACUUCGUGAGCCAUCUGGUCUGAUUCUCUGUGAACGCAAGUCCACCCUAGAACUCCUUACUGAAUUUGAUUGUCUUGGUCUAUCUCCUGCUUCUUCUCCUUUGGAACCUUCUUCCAAGCUCCAUGACGGGGAUCCUCGUGAGCCUCAUUUUUCUGCUGCCCAUCAUUGUCUUCGUUACCUUCUUCGUGAUCCUGGUUUGGGACUUUUCAUGUCCGCUGAUCCUUCUCUUGACUUAAUCUCUUUUUGCGACUCCAACUCGGGUUCUUGCCCUGAUAGUCGUCAUUCAGUUAGUGGGGUUUUCAUCAUUUUGGGAGGUUGUCCUGUCUCUUGGAAAUCCAAGAAACAGUCUUCCGUCUCUUUGUCUUCUGCAGAGGCCGAGUACCGGUCGAUGAGGCGUGUUGUUAUCGAGUUGCCUUGGCUCGUUCGUCUUCUCGAUGACCUUUCUAUCGUUCCUUCUUUACCGGUACCUCUUCACUCGGACAGUCAGGCUGCUAUCCACAUCGCUAAAAACCCCGUCUUUCACGAGCGUACCAAACAUGUGGAGCUUGACUAA
Nicotiana attenuata is the source of this 960-nucleotide messenger RNA. RefSeq lists its product as uncharacterized. The coding region runs from base 1 to 960 and encodes 319 amino acids. The transcript has 4 exons. Lineage: Eukaryota; Viridiplantae; Streptophyta; Magnoliopsida; Solanales; Solanaceae. The record is from RefSeq and is a predicted model, not a curated record.